UACCUUACCUUUCUUUUGCAGUCCCAAAAAGUUCAGAUGAACAAGGACAUGACACUUGCCAGCAACCGAAGUUUGGCUGAAAGUAAUCUUUUAUACCAACCAAAAUUGGACUCUCUGAAAGCAAGUUUGACCCAAAAAUAUCAGGAGCUGCAGGUUCUUUUUGAAGCAUAUCAGAUCAAGAAAACCAAACUAGAUAAACAAUCCAGCAGUGCUGCUCUGGAGACACAAUUAGCACUUCUUCAAACAGAGGGCGCUAAGAUUGAAGAAGACACUGAGUAUGGAUAAAUGGCUGAAGAAUGUGACUGGAAAUACAACUAACAAACGUUCGAAUGAUGUGCAGCCUAAUACAAGUGAGAAUAAGAAGAUAAAAACUUCUUGGACCCGCAAUUAUUCCGACGAGUAUUGGAAAUUUGGUUUUAGAAGUGUUGGUAGUGAUAAUCACUUGCCAUUAUGCCUAAUCUGUCACACACAACUAUCCAACUAGUGCAUGAAACCAUCAAAACUGAAACGCCAUUUGGAAUGCAAACAUCCAGAAUACGUGAGUAAGCCCAUAGAUUUUUUUCAUAAAUAAGAGAAAUGAAUUAGCUUUUGCUAAAAAAAAGCAUGAAAAGUACACUUUCAAUGGGCUCUUCAUAUGAAGUUUCAAAACUAAUAGCCGAGACAGGUUAUUCACAUACUGUUGGUGAAAAGUUAAUACUUCCUGCAUUGAAUAGUAUUACAUCCCGUAUUUAUGGAGGAAAAAAGGGAAAUCAGUUGGGUUCUCUGUCUUUAUCCAACAAUACAGUGAAACGUAGAAUUGAAGAAAUAGCAAAAAAUAUUGAAGAAAUGCUCAUUCAUCGACUACAGAAUAGUCAGUUUUUUGCAUUACAAGUGGAUGAAAUCACUGAUAUAGCAGAUGCUGCCAAUUUGAUGUGUUUUGUUAGAUAUGAUUAUGAAAGCUCCAUUCAAGACGAUCUCUUAUUUUGUAAACCACUUCCAACAAGAACAACGGCUGCCGACAUUUUUAAGCUAAUCAAUGAUUUUAUUAUUCAAAGCGAUAUUGACUGGAAAAAGUGUGUUGGACUGAGCAGUGAUGGGGCUCGAGCAAUGGCAGGGUCUUGCACUGGGCUUGUUCUGCAGAUUCGAGCUGUAGUGCCUGACUGUGUAUGGGUGCACUGCAGUAAUCACAGAGAGGCACUAGCUGUGAAAACUAUGCCAUCACUUUUGAGUUCCACUCUUCAAGAAUGUGUGAAGUUUAUAAAUUAUAUAAAAGCUCGUCCUUUGAAUUCCAGAAUCUUUACUGCUUUGUGCAACGAAUUAGGAAGUGAACAUGAGCAUCUCUUACUACACUGUGAGAGUCGAUGGCUGUCGAAAGGAAACAUUUUGAAACGACUCUUUGAAAUGAAGGAUGAAGUUUUAUUGUUCCUGGAGCCGACACCCUCCAUCGGCAAAAGAUGUUAUAUUUAAAUUUAAAGACAGGUUUCAUGAAUUUGAUUGGUUCACAAUGGUGGCUUACUUAUGUGACAUAUUUUGUCUUUUAAGUGAGUUAAGUCUGAAUUUACAAGGCACUAAAAUUAAUAUUUUCAAAGUUGAUGAAAAAGAUUAAGCAACAAUUAAAAAACUUUGUUUAUGGGCACAGCGAGUUAACAAGAGAAACUUUAAAUCUUUUUGUACUUCAACUGAAUUACAAGAGAAAUAUGCUGAAACUAUAAUAUCUCAGAUGCGAU
Molecule: messenger RNA, 1706 nt
Organism: Pelodiscus sinensis (Chinese soft-shelled turtle)
Lineage: Eukaryota; Metazoa; Chordata; Testudines; Trionychidae
Source: RefSeq, a predicted model, not a curated record